Messenger RNA from Phyllopteryx taeniolatus (common seadragon), 5503 nucleotides. Its product is annotated as receptor-type guanylate cyclase gcy-4. The record is from RefSeq and is a predicted model, not a curated record. Gene Ontology annotation, molecular function: peptide receptor activity; guanylate cyclase activity. Bases 83 to 2308 code for a protein of 741 amino acids. Gene Ontology annotation, biological process: cGMP biosynthetic process; intracellular signal transduction; receptor guanylyl cyclase signaling pathway. Lineage: Eukaryota; Metazoa; Chordata; Actinopteri; Syngnathiformes; Syngnathidae. The transcript has 8 exons.
CGUUCCCGUCCGGUGAACGCGAUCCAGAUGAAGGUCCUGUGAGCAAGCAGUGCUAAAGUGGAAGGUUUGCAGCACAAGACUUAUGUCAACGCUGGAAUUGAUGAAAAAGCAGUGUUUCACAUCAGGGACACUGUCCUCUGCUUCUCUAAAAAAACGAUUUAUCAGAAGGGGAAGAGUCGCUCCGAAGGCCAACUCCAAAGAUGUGAACACAGACUGUCAUUUGUGCAGGUGCUUCAUAGUCUCCAAAUCUGUUCGACGGAUUCUGACAGUGUGCCUCCUCUCUUUCCUGGCCCUGCUUGGUUCUGUAUCCAUUGACCUCAGCUCCAAUUUUGAGUUGCUCCACUCUACAGAGGCUGCUUAUGAAGAGCUGGCAUCAUGCAGGACAGUAGCCAUCUUGGACCUGGUCAGUAAGCUUCAAAUGAUGCGGCAUCUUUUAAGCAAAGACAUGGGAAAUGAGACGUUCAAUGCCAGUGUUUCUGCGGUUGUAGUGCCCAUGUUGAAUCUGUGUGAUGACGUAGUGGGCCUUGGCAAUGGCUAUGGGCUCCAUUGCCAUGUUGAGGUGGCUGAAUUUUGCCAGGAGAUUGAAAGAAGUGCUCACGCAUUGUUGAACGCUUCAUUGGAUACAAACGGAACGAGAGAAAACGACGCCUCUGCUCUGAAUGUGUUCAUUGGAGGACUUCUUGAUAUGUGGGCUACAGAAGAAGACACUGUAAGCAAAGCCAGACAUGACUCAAACUGGAGAGAUGUUUUAUCUGCAAGACUUCUGCUCACAUUUAUAGAGCUCAACCACCAGUUAAUGGACUUUCCCCAUAUGGCAGCGCUGCCUGUCUUCCAGGAAAAGUGGAUUUAUGUAUUAAAGCACCUGAGCUUCGCUGCACUCAUGACAGAACAACUGCAUGACUGCUGGUUAGAGAACAUAGAUGCAAAGUUCAACUCAAGCCAGUAUUUCAAACACAUCUUCAACACAAAUCUUUGGGAGAUCACGGACUCAGGCAAAGAGCUGUCCGGGUCCCACGCUGGACUCCAAGCUCUGACCGACACUCAGCAGUGCUUGUUUGGUCGUGCGGUGCCAGUACUCAGAAUGACAUCUCGCUCGGUGUCUUCGGGCCUCAGUAUGAAGAUCAGUCUACUGGCAAUUGCCUGUCUCAUCUACCCGGUGGUCAUGUUCUCUUUCAAGCAAAUGACUGAGUGGAUACAAAACUAUGCACACAAUUUAACAGAGAAGACAGAGGACCUGAGACGUCAAAGGAAGCUGGCUGAAGAUCUCCUGCACCAAAUGCUGCCAAAAUCAGUAGCCAAACAGCUCCGCCGGCAAAAACAUGUGGAGGCGGAGAGCUAUGAGAAGGUGACCAUUUUCUUCUCGGACAUUGUUGGUUUCACCUCCAUCUCAGCCUCCUGCACUCCUCUACAAGUCGUGGAGAUGCUCAACAACCUGUACAUUUGCUUUGACACACGAAUCGACUCCUAUGAUGUAUACAAGGUUGAAACAAUUGGGGAUGCAUACAUGGUGGUGAGUGGCCUUCCCGAGAGGAACGGGGACAGACAUGCAGACGAGAUUGCCAAGAUGGCUCUGGAUCUGGUUACGGCCGUUCGACAGGUGUCUAUUCCUCACAUGCCCAACCAGAGGCUGCAGCUCCGAGCUGGAAUCCACACAGGUCCUUGUGUGGCAGGAAUAGUGGGCUACAAGAUGCCUAGAUACUGUCUGUUUGGGGAUACGGUGAAUACAGCAUCUAGAAUGGAAUCCACUAGCCUGCCUCAAAAAAUCCACACUAGUUCCGAAACCUACUUGGCCCUUAUCAAAGACUACGCUUAUGAGCUGCAGCUUCGUGGCGAAAUUGAAGUCAAGGGUAAAGGCAAAAUGUACACGUACUGGUUGAUUGGCCAUAAGAACUACAGUGUCCAGAAUGACAGUCUGGUUUGCCACUGGAAUCCCAACAUGGCGAUGAAAAAGAAGACCGAAGCAAGCUGUGAUGUCUCUGUGGGAAAUUCAUCAGUGACAGUGCAGAGCCUCAAUGAAAACACCACCACCCCGUUGCCCAAUCACACGCCACCGCAGCCUCGAUCCGAGAAAGCGGACCUGAGUGUGGCGGCUCAGAUGGGGCCUUCAGGCAGCAGCCGUGCCACCCUGGGCUCCAUGAUUGGGGGACUACAGGGAGGGAACGAGUCCUCUUUGCCCACUCAGUGCAGAAGCAGCAGUGGUGAAGACAAAUGGGACAUUCUGCCUGGCUCCACAAACAACAACAACAACAACAACAACAAACUCAGUCAUUACUGGAACUUAUAUAACGGAAUAAUAAGGGAUUCAUAAAGAAUCGUCUCUACAUACAUAUAGUUUUGAUCUUUUUUUUUUUUUAUACCAUUGCCUUUUAUUUAAUCUGUCAAAAUUAUUCGUUACACAUGCCCAUUUUCCAAAGUGUUUUUUGUUUUGGUUUUUGUAAACAGCUUCAGUCCUAUGCCCACCAGAGGGACCCCAAGAGCACCUGGAUCAACCACUCAGGCCAGGAACCCCAACAAUUUCUUGUCCCAAUUUAGGGUUGCAACAACACCAUCUAAUUCCUCCUCAAUUUAAACAUGGGAGAACCGUAUUACUUUGUGUAAUCUUGAUGGACAUCCACUCACAAGCUUGGCCUUUUCAACGAAACAUAAUACUGCCGUUGUCAUCUAUCAUCAUAGAAUGCUUUGAAUUAUUUCAUGGGAUGUUUUGUUGGGUGUCAGCCAUUUCAAGUCUAAACCUCAGAACACUUUUCUUGAGUCUCAAUUUGUUUGAGUUGUAACUGAUAAUAUUUAAUUUCUUUUACACCCACAAACUACCAAAUGAGUCCUGAAAUAUUGUGGAUUUAGUAAUGUGUUGAAGUAUUAGGAAAAUUGUACAUAAAUUGAAUUUGUGAAUAUUUGGUGCCUUGGUGGUCGUACACACCCACGUGUUUGAACAAUGAGGGAAGUUCUUUUUUUUUUUUGCUGUAGACUAAAGCGCCCCCCCCUCCUCAUAAAAAGAGAUGAAUAUGAGACUGUGAAACAACAGCUCAAGAUUUCAGCUUUCAUUUCCAGGCAUUUACAUCUGUAUCAUAUUCACAACUUAGAUGAUAAUAUUUUUAACCAAACACCACAUUUUAGUUGAGCCAAAGCACUGUAAAAGAUUAACGUGAAUAAGAUCGUUAUGUGGUAACUAAUCGUUUGUUUGUAAUUACUGUAUCAAGCCUGUGACCCAUUGACAUCCCCAAUCCUUUGCAUUCUUCUUUUGUGAUACUUUUUCUGAUGUCAUUGGUUUUGGGUGUAUUCCCCUCAGUCUCCUCUUUAGCAGGUAAAAUGCAUGCGCAAUAGAGUUUAAGUCUGGAAAUAGGCUUGCUGAAUGAUAAAUGACCUACCGAUCAGUGUGGUUGAAUCUUUCUGUAAUUUGGCUGACGAAGUUUUUCUGUAGACGUCUGAGUUCAUUUUUCUACUGCCACCAUGUUCUACAUCAACGAGGAUCAGUGAGUCUGUCCUAGAAAAACAUGUUGUUACCCUCACUGAGAUUCACAUAUGUUUGUAAGUUUGGGAUCAGCAGGAAACUCUGUCUCGAAGCUUUAUCCUUUCCAUCACUUUGGUAAAGGUCCAUCUUCGUCUUGUCAGUCCAUAACACCUUCUUCCAGAACUGUUUAAAAUCCUUCCAACUUUCUUUGCUUUUUUUUUAUUUAUUUUUUUUAUUGCUAAUGAGUGGUUCACAUCUUCUGCUGUAGCAUCUGUAGUUUUGGCUGUGAAAUCUUCUGUAAACAACAGAUUGUGAUACCUUCACUCCUGCUGUCUGGAGGUUGUUGCUGAUGACAAUAACAGUUGUUUUGGGUCCAACCUUAGAGCGUUUAGCAACGUUUUUGUAACCAACUGCUGCUGUUUUCCUCCACCAACCCAUUCAACGUCAGUUACUAACCUAAACAGUGGUUUCUUUCUUCUUCAGGACAUUCCAAAUGGUUGCAUUGGCUAUUGUUAAUUUUUGUGCAAUGGCUCUGAUUUAUCUUUUUUUUGGCUACACACAAUUCCUACAAAAUGGAUGUAGCUAGUAUAAAUGUCCUGCGAUUGGCUGGCGACCAGUUCGGGGUGUACCUUGCCUCCUGCCUGAAGCACUCCCAUGACCCUUGUGAGGAUAAGCGGCUCAGAAAAUGGAUGAAUGGAUGGUAUAAAUUUCUUCACAAACAAAACCCACAUAUAUAUAUAGAUUGAUAGAAGUCUCUAAAUUGCCCGUAGGUGUGAAUGUAAGUGCGAAUGGUUGUUUGUUUAUGUGUGCUCUGCGAUUGGCUAGCAACCAGUUCAGAGUGUGUACCCCGCCUCCUGCCCGAUGAUAGCUGGGAUAGGCUCCAGCUUGCCCGCGACCCUUAAGGAUAAGUGGCUCAGAAAAUGGAUGGAUGGAUGGAUAUAUAUAUAUAUAUAGAGAGAGAGAGAGAGAGAGAGAGAGAGAGCAAGAGUGUCAUAUUUCUUUUAUUGUCAAAUCCAAAUGCUUUGUCUACAGCAAAAAUUAAGGAAUUGGCCUCAUGUUCCAAUCCUUUUGGAUAGGAGUAUAUAUUUUGUAAAUGUCUUGUGGAUUGAUGUUGUUUUUCUAGUUACAGCACUUAGCUUUUUAGUCAGCUACUUCCCAUUACAGUUUUCUUUUGUAGGCAUAAUGAUUAGUCAGUCAAAUGCUUGCCCAAUCAAAUGGCAGAUAACCAGUAGUAAUGUAUUGAUUUGUCACAAACCCAUGGAAUGUUUUGGAUUUUUUCACUGCACACUUUUGAGCAGUGUCAUUAAAGCAGCUUGAUGAUUAAUUGUGGGUGACUAUUGUACAUAUAGUUAGACCAAAAAGAGGAUGCAAUCCAAACAAAAAUGGCAAAUUUCGUGGUUCUGGGCCUAACAGUAUCAAUCAUGGUUGAGUCGAUAAUAUACGUUGUUAGUCCACUCUCGAGAGAGAACUACAAAUACUGUAUUUCACUACAUUGCACAAUAGGUGAAAUGGGGGGUGUUAUUUUCCACUGUUAAGCAUCAGAUUGGCUCACGAGGGGUUCCUGUAGUAACAAUUUCCAAUUGAUUUACCAUACAAAACACUCUCCUACUGUUAUUUGGUCUGUUGUGGUCCGUUAGAAAGGAAGCAGACUGGUGAGCUGCUCUGUACUUCAUUAGUGCUUAACGUUUGUGUCAGUGGUCGACAUGAUGCACGUAAUCCAACUUGACAAAGCAGUGUGACCGUCUCUGUCAUGCAACCCACAAUAACGCCUCCUUUGCGCUGGUUGUCAUGUACAUUCACCCAAAAAUAAUGAAUGAAUGAAUGAACCACAGUCUCAUUUCCAUCAUCUCCAAAGUGUACUUUGGACGCAUUGUCUAUCCUGUGUGUGUGCUUCAUUUUCACAUUAUUCAACUAUGUCGCCUAGAUUCCUGUAAAUCCCUCCAAAUAAAAUUGCCUUUGUAAAAAUGAAGGCCUCCUGAUAAAUUUCUGGUACUCUCUACACAUUGUCAUUCAUUUCUCUCAAGAUUAUACAUUGUACUUUAGAAAAGUCAAUAU